UUUUUUUUAUUCUUUUUUCUUUUAUUAUUAUUAUUUUUAAUAUGUCUUUAAAGAACCAUAUUCUCUCUUUAAAUAUCCAAUUAAAUCCAAAAACAAUUGAUAAAGAUCAAAUAAGUGAUGUAUGGGCAGAAAAUGGUCAAAGACUAGAAUACAUGUCCUGGAGACUGUGGCAACAAAAAACCCUUCAUCAUUCAACAUCAUCACCUGCCAUUACUCAUGACGCAUUUUGCCACGAGGUUUCACAACAUGACGGGCCCAUAAAGACCCAGGAUGAUGAUCAGGUGAAUAAAAUAGAACAAGAGACGAUCAUCAACAAUAAUAAAAGGAUUAUUAUUAUUGAUGAAGAUGAAGAUGAAGAUGAAGAUGAGGAUUACUUUUAUAGCGAUGAAGAAGAAGAGGAAAUUCAAUAUGAAUUUAUUAAAAUGAAGCCUAGACCACCUACAUCGCAAAGAUCACUACUAUCAGAUUUAUUACAGAGAGAAUCAAAUAAUAGUUCACCUCCUUCACUUUCUAAUUCAUCUACAUCUUCAAGUCAUAGUUUUGAUACACUUCAUUCUAAUAAUAAUAAUAAUAAUAAUAACACGCCUGCAUAUAAUCAUCAUCUUCAUUUAAUAUCAACAAAAGAUCAAGACAUUCAUUGGAAAGAUGAACCAUUUCACGAUUGUUGCUUCAAAUAAUUCAUCUUCACCUCCUUCGACAAUUUGACAAAUAGGAGUAAAUGAUGAACGAUUUGUUGAUUUAACAUAGUCUUGUGCAUAUUGUAACCCA
Rhizopus microsporus ATCC 52813 is the source of this 768-nucleotide messenger RNA. RefSeq lists its product as uncharacterized. The record is from RefSeq and is a predicted model, not a curated record. NCBI's taxonomy places the organism in Eukaryota, Fungi, Mucoromycota, Mucoromycetes, Mucorales, Rhizopodaceae. The transcript is spliced from 3 exons. Bases 42 to 677 code for a protein of 211 amino acids.